Molecule: messenger RNA, 372 nt
Organism: Fulmarus glacialis (Northern fulmar)
Lineage: Eukaryota; Metazoa; Chordata; Aves; Procellariiformes; Procellariidae
Product: paired box protein Pax-3
Exons: 2
Biological process (GO): regulation of transcription by RNA polymerase II
Molecular function (GO): DNA-binding transcription factor activity, RNA polymerase II-specific; RNA polymerase II transcription regulatory region sequence-specific DNA binding
Source: RefSeq, a predicted model, not a curated record
CAUCAGCACCCCAGUCUGAUGAAGGCUCUGACAUCGAUUCUGAACCAGAUUUACCUUUAAAAAGAAAGCAGCGUCGUAGCAGGACAACCUUCACGGCAGAGCAACUGGAAGAGCUGGAAAGAGCUUUUGAGAGGACACACUACCCUGAUAUUUAUACCCGGGAAGAACUUGCGCAAAGAGCCAAACUCACGGAGGCUCGUGUCCAGGUCUGGUUUAGUAACCGUCGCGCUAGAUGGAGGAAACAGGCAGGAGCCAAUCAACUGAUGGCUUUCAACCAUCUGAUCCCAGGAGGAUUUCCACCCAGUGCCAUGCCGACUUUGCCGACGUACCAGCUCUCUGAGCCCUCCUAUCAACCCACCUCCAUACCGCAAG